AUGCCAAAAAUGUUCGUUUUCGACCUUGACGGUUGCGUCUGGGCGCCGGAAAUGUACGAAAUCUGGGGAGGAGGGAGUCCUUUCAAGCUCCAGGAGAAUGGAAAUGUCAAGGACUGUAAAGGCGAAGAGGUGCACUUUCUGGGAGAUGUUAGAAAGAUUCUCUACGAGCUUCACACUGACCCAAAAUAUGCCGAUUCAAUAGUCGGCAUUGCUUCUACUUGCGAUGAGCCGAGUUGGGCAGCAGAGUGCCUCCGUAAAAUGCGAAUCGGGCCUAAACUUGACAUCAAGCCAGACGAUGUCUUCGCCCACAAGGAAAUCUACAAGGCGCGAUCUAAAGAGGUGCAUUUCCGGACUCUUGCAGAGAAAACCGGCAUCGCUCUUGAUGAUAUGGUCUUCUACGACAACCAAAUGAACAAUAUGAACGCGGUCAGUCGGCUUCCAGUCACUUCCAUCUACACUCCGAACGGAGUUACUAGAGAACUAUUCGAAAAAUCGCUCAAGGUGUUCCCUGCUCCUGGAAAAAUUAUCAAAUAA
Messenger RNA from Oikopleura dioica, 534 nucleotides. Lineage: Eukaryota; Metazoa; Chordata; Appendicularia; Copelata; Oikopleuridae. The record is from the annotation of a GenBank genome assembly.